AAUCUCACAAAAACACAAAAUCAAAAACCCAUCAACUCUCUCUCUUCCCCUCAACAAUGUCGACCAAUCUCCUCCCUACUCCUUCCCUCGUUAUCCGUGACUCCGUCAACUCCGACAACAUUCCCCGGAAAACCUCUGCCGGGAAAUGGUGGACGCCGCUCUUCGGCUGGUCGUCUGAUCCCGAUUACAUUGACUCUAGAGACGAAACACAGAUCAAAUCGGAAAAUACUUCAGCGAAACCUAAAUUUACUCCGGGAGUUUUCACGGAGGAAAAGGCGAAGCAAUUGAGAAUGAUGACCAAAGAAACCACGUCGUUUCAUGAUGUCAUGUAUCACUCUGCGAUUGCUUCUCGUCUUGCAACUGAUUUUUCCGGAAAAUCGAGCUCUGAUGAGAAGUGACGGCUGUGUCCGCAUUUUGUCUUGAUUAGGUUUUAGUUUUUAUGUAGUAAUUAAUGUGCUUUUAUUUUGAGUUGAUUAUUUUGCAAUUGCAUCAUGCAUGAAAGUUCGUUUUAGUUAAUUUUAUGGUGAUGUAAUGAAUGAACUUGGACAAAAUUAGUUGGUUUGUCCAAUUCUUCAUCUGUAAUUAUACUAAGCUCAUUUAAUUAUUAGAUUUUAAAUAAUGCAUCUUGUGUA
This is a messenger RNA of Amaranthus tricolor (Joseph's coat), 632 nucleotides long. RefSeq lists its product as uncharacterized. Bases 57 to 398 code for a protein of 113 amino acids. The transcript has a single exon. NCBI's taxonomy places the organism in Eukaryota, Viridiplantae, Streptophyta, Magnoliopsida, Caryophyllales, Amaranthaceae. The record is from RefSeq and is a predicted model, not a curated record.